AUGUCCGCCCCAACACCCCCGUCACGCGAGGAAGAGGUGAAGAAGACGGGUUAUGCAAGGUUCUUUGAAAGCCAGACAGUCUUUCUCACAGGCAGCACAGGCUCACUAGGGAGUUGCCUCCUAUACAAACUGGCCUUGCAACUCCCAACCCACAAAAUCUUCGUCUUGAUUCGCACGUCUCCGCAAGUAGCCAUCGAGAAAUGGAAGAAGUCAAUGCCUCAACAAGCACAGGCCAUACUCAGUUCAGGGAAGAUUCACUUCGUCAUUGGUGAUAUGAGGAAAUCGGAUUUUGGUAUCAAGGAAGCGGAUCUCAAAAGAUUGCAGCAAGAGGUCACGCUGGUCAUCCAUGCAGCGGCAAAUAUCUCUUUCACCAUGGAUCUUAAAGACGCGGUUGAACAGAAUUGUCUUCCGCCAUUGGAGCUGGGAAGGAUUGCUUCACGAUUUAGACGUCUUAAGCUCUUCAUUCAAAUCUCAACGGCAUAUGGGAAUAGUUUCCUUCCGGAUGGCUAUGUCGGGGAAAGACAAUACUCAAUUGUUGAGGAUCCGGAAGAGGAGCUGGCGCAAAUCAUAUCGUCUGGUACAUCUCCAAAUGAGUCUCGUUUCUCAUCAACAUACGCCUUCGCAAAGCACCUCACGGAGUGGUUGUUUUUGAAGAGAUAUCCGCUUUUGCCAUUGCUUCUGGUGCGACCAACGAUUUUCGGUGCUGCCAUGCGCGAUCCAUAUCCACUCUAUGGGCCUCCGAACUCAACGCCCAUGCGGAAAUUUGCUGAGUUCUUGGUGGCAGAACCCGGAACCCAGGUCUGGCACGCGACAAAGGGAUAUAAAAGCGGCAUGAACACACUCGAUGAGAUUCCGGUGGACUUUGUCGCCAAUAGUUGUCUUAUGCACGCAGCAGCAAACACGCAAGGGAUCGUCCAUAUCGGAUCACAACUAUACCACCCAAUGACUUUCGAUGACUUUUUGCGCCUUGUGGAUAAUAAUGCACCACCGGGAUUCCCGCUGCCCACCAUUGUCUUCACGGAGGAUUAUAGUGUCCCACAACACUUUCUGGCCGAAUUGGUCAAGGUGGCAAGUCGCAACUGGGUUUUCGACUGUGGCCGGUCCUAUUGGUUGAAAGAAAUGGGCGGUCCAUUGAGUCUGGCCUCGUGUAAACAUGAGAUGGAGGGCCUGAAUAUUGCACGAGUAAAGGAGGUUUAUGAGAAGCAUAAGCAAAGGGCAAAACUUUAG
Messenger RNA from Aspergillus chevalieri, 1227 nucleotides. RefSeq names its product fatty acyl-CoA reductase. Bases 1 to 1227 code for a protein of 408 amino acids. Gene Ontology annotation, cellular component: peroxisome. Gene Ontology annotation, molecular function: alcohol-forming very long-chain fatty acyl-CoA reductase (NADP+) activity. The transcript has a single exon. Lineage: Eukaryota; Fungi; Ascomycota; Eurotiomycetes; Eurotiales; Aspergillaceae. Gene Ontology annotation, biological process: long-chain fatty-acyl-CoA metabolic process. The record is from RefSeq and is a predicted model, not a curated record.